Messenger RNA from Clupea harengus (Atlantic herring), 2582 nucleotides. Its product is annotated as oncoprotein induced transcript 3. Gene Ontology annotation, molecular function: calcium ion binding. Lineage: Eukaryota; Metazoa; Chordata; Actinopteri; Clupeiformes; Clupeidae. The transcript has 8 exons. The record is from RefSeq and is a predicted model, not a curated record. Bases 1 to 1677 code for a protein of 558 amino acids.
AUGGCAUCUCACUUCAUUUUCUCCCCCCCCCCCGCCUUAUUGAAUGUGUGCGUGUGCUUGUCUUGCUCAGUGUUAGAUCCCUGCUCUGCGUACAUCAGUCUCAACGAGCCGUGGCGCAACACUGAGUACCACGUCAACAACUCCAGAGGGGUGCCCCUGUGCGACCGCCACGUCUCCGGGGAGUGGUACCGAUUCACGGGCAUGGCCGGCGACGCCAUGCCCACCUUCUGCAUCGAAGAGAACCACUGCGGCACCCACGCGCCCAUCUGGCUGAACGGCAGCCACCCGCAGCUCCACGAGGGCAUCGUCAGCCUGCCAGCCUGUGCCAGCUUCAAUGCCCACUGCUGCCACUGGACUGCCAACGUGGACGUCAAGGCCUGCCCAGGGGGGUACUACGUGUACCGCCUGCCGCGACCCUCCGUCUGCUUCCAUGUCUACUGUGGACACUUCUAUGACAUCUGUGAUGAGGUGGAAUGCACGGGGCCCCACUGUGGAGAGCCUGAGUGUCGCUGUGGCAACGGAACUGUCCUUGGGCUUGACGACCAGACCUGCCUCGAUGUGAAUGAGUGUGAGAAGGGGAAUGGGGGCUGUGCUGAGGUGUGUGUGAACACCAAGGGCUCCCGCCGCUGUGAGUGUCAGCCAGGACGCGUGCUGGAGGCCGAUGGGUACACCUGCAAAGAGAUCGAAGGCUGCCACAGUGGGAACGGAGGCUGCAGCCACGGAUGCUCUGGGCCGCAGGACUCCUACUACUGCCACUGCCCACGAGGACUGGUGCUGUCCCAGGACAAACGCACCUGCCAGGUCCCAGUGCAGUGUGGCUCCAGCUCCAUAGAGGUGUCUGUGCCCAAGGAGCUGGUGGGGGGUCUGGAUCUCUUCCUGGCCAACUCCUCGUGCCAGGGCGUCUCCAACGGCACGCACAUCAACCUCAACUUCAGCCUGAGGACCUGUGGGACCGUGGUGGAGGUGGUCGACGACAAGAUCGUGGGCACCAACCUGGUGACCGGCCUGCCCGUGUCCCAGGGCCCCGGGGGGAGCAGCGGCGGCGGCGGCGAGGAGCUGAUCAUCCGCACCAGCAAGCUCCUGCUGCCCGUCACCUGCGAGUUCCCCCGCCAGUACGAGGUGUCCGACGGCUACCUGCCCAACCUGCCGGGCUCGGCGCUGGAGCUGGCGGGCCACAGCGAGGGCCUCUUCCCCUUCCGCCUGGAGCUGUUCAAGAGCGCCGAGUUCUCUGAGCCGUACCGCACGCCCCCGCAGCUGCACCUGCGCGACUGGCUCUACUUCGGCGUGGAGCCCAAGGGCGAGAGGGUGGACGGGCUGGCGGCGCUGGUUGAGAGCUGCUUCGCCACGCCCGGCCCCAGAGCAGACGAGGCGGUCAAGUACUACCUCAUCAAGGACGGCUGUAUCUCAGAUGAGACGGUUCAUCAGUACAGUGCCAAGGACCAGCUCUCGAAGCACUACCACGUCCCCGUCUUCAAGUUCGUGGGCAAGGACAACCGAGAGGUGUUCCUGCACUGCCGUGUGUUGGUGUGUGGGCAGACGGAGGGAGAGUCUCGCUGUGCUCAGGGCUGCCAGAGACGCCUGCGGAGGGACCUGUGGAGCGACCAACACCAGGACCAAAACACACACACACACACACACACCAUGCUCAUCGGAGGCCCCAUUCAAAUACUGCCCUAGCUGUGAUACACACACACACACACACACACACACACACACACACACACACACACACACACACACUCACCAUGCUCAUCGGAGGCCCCAUUUAGAUAAUGCCCUAGCUGUGAUACACACACACACACAUACACACCACACACACACACACACACACACACACACACACACACACACACACAUAGUAAACACAUUCAAGAGGUCCCAUAUAUGUCUUUGCACAGCUUUUGCCUUCACUAACACAUAGUCAUUUACUCUGGCUAAACGAACAGGGAUAUGAACGGACAAAAAACAAACUUCCAGAAAACAAAUCUGUCCACGCAUGUCCCUGCUCUCAAUUUGAUAGUCCAAGCAUCUUAGGCCAAGGCUUUGCAUCAACGCACUGACACAUAUCAACCAUAUUUUUAGACCACAUUUAUGUAAAUCCAACACCACUAGAAAAUACUAUAACUCACACACCCAGCAAGGCCGGCGCUCAUCUCUCUCAACCACUUAAUACAAUUUAGUCACAUCAGAGAGAUUGACGUGCAAUUUUCGAGUCACUGAGAAAGACGCUGCGCUUCAUUUAUCAGCCCAGGCGCAGAGGACGAGGACGAGGACGAGGAGGGAGUCCUCUUCAUCACUUCAGCCAGCGGAGUCCCAAGUGCAUUCACACGUCUUAUGGCAGCGGAGUAUUUAUUUAGUUCAAAUGAGAUUUAACAUGAUUGCUGCCAAUGUAUCUCUCUGCGCUUCGUGGGUUUAUUUGAUUUCGACAAAUAGGAUUAUUAAUGAUAUAAUAAACGGGCCAAAGCGGCAGUUUAACAACUUCUAAAUAUGCACCGACUUGAUAUAGAUUUAUACUCUACAUGAGAUUGAAAGCAUUUUUAUAUGUUCUACCUAAAUGAAUCAAUAAACAACUAUUUUAAGAA